UCCUCUCUUGUGCAGUUGUUUAGAGUGGCAAAAACUAAGUGUUUUCUUGGCUAGCUGGGAAUAUAAUGAGUUCUUCAUUAUCCCAGAACAAAAUGGAAGGAGAAGAAGGGAAAAAGGGGAAGAGUUCGAUAAUUGUUAUCUUUAGAUAUGCAGAUUGGAUCGACAUUUUUCUAAUGUGUUUAGGCACUUUGGGGGCCAUUGGAGAUGGAAUGUCUACAAACUGUUUGCUGCUCUAUGUUAGCCAUCUUUUUAACACCUUGGGUUAUGGCAGUAAUAACUCUCAGUCUCAGAUAAGCAAUGGCAAUUUGAUGAGGGAAGUAGAGAAGUGUAGUCUAUACUUUGUGCUACUGGGAUUGGCAGUCAUGGUUAUGGGAUUCAUGGAAGGGUAUUGCUGGAGUAAAACCAGUGAAAGACAAGUGUUGAAAAUUAGAUACAAAUAUUUGGAGGCAAUAUUGAGGCAAGAAGUUGGCUUCUUUGAUUCUCAAGAAGCAACUACUUCUGAAAUCACCAACAGCAUUUCCAAAGACACUUCUCUCAUCCAAGAAGUCCUUAGUGAAAAGGUACCCAUAUUUUUGAUGCACACAUCAGUGUUCCUCUCAGGGCUUGGAUUUUCAACAUAUUUCUCAUGGAGGCUAUCUCUAGUAGCAUAUCCCACAAUAGUUAUCUUGAUAAUCCCUGGCUUAAUCUAUGGAAAAUACCUUCUGUACCUAUCCAAGAAGUCAUUCAAGGAGUACAGCAAAGCAAAUGGCAUUGUAGGCCAGGCUCUCAGCUCCAUCAAGACCAUAUACUCAUUCACUGCUGAAAGGAGCAUUCUUGAGAGGUAUUCUUCCAUUCUUGACCGCACCAUUAAGCUCGGGAUGAAGAUCGGGAUCGCGAAAGGCCUCGCUGUUGGAAGCACCGGCCUUUCGUUCGCUAUUUGGGCUUUUCUUGCUUGGUAUGGCAGCCGUUUGAUCAUGCAUAAGGGAGAGAGUGGAGGAAGGAUUUAUGCAGCUGGAAUUUCCUAUGUCUUGGGUGGACUAUCAUUAGGAAUGGCACUGCCUGAGGUGAAAUACUUCACAGAAGCCUCAGUUGCAGCCUCGAGAAUAUUCUCGAGGAUAGACCGUGUUCCAAAGAUAGACGGUGAGGACAAAAGUGGGAUGGUACUGGACACGAUUCGCGGGGAGCUGGAGUUCAAGAAUGUGAAAUUUGCAUACCCUUCUCGCCCCGAGAGCCUAGUCCUUAAGGACUUGAAUCUAAAGGUUGAAGCUGGGAAGACGGUGGCGCUUGUUGGAGCCAGUGGGAGUGGGAAAUCCACCGCCAUUGCGUUGCUGCAGAGGUUCUAUGAUGCAAACAGCGGGAGCAUAUGCAUUGAUGGGGUGGAGAUAAACGCGUUGCAGGUGAAAUGGCUGAGAGGGCAGAUGGGAUUGGUGAGCCAAGAACACGCGCUUUUUGGGACAUCCAUAAGGGAGAAUAUCAUGUUGGGAAAGCUGGGAGGCUCCAUGGAGGAAGUGGUGGCUGCUGCCAUGACAGCAAAUGCUCAUGAUUUCAUUAGGCAACUCCCUCAAGGAUAUGAAACUAAGGUUGGGGAAAGAGGAGCACUGUUAUCUGGAGGGCAAAAGCAACGGAUCGCGAUUGCUAGAGCAAUAAUCAAGAACCCUGUCAUUCUUCUUCUUGAUGAAGCCACUAGUGCCCUUGAUUCUGAAUCAGAAAAGCUGGUCCAAGAUGCACUAGACCAAGCCUCAGCUGGAAGAACAACACUGGUGGUGGCACACAAGCUCUCAACGAUACGAAACGCGGAUUUGAUUGCUGUUGUGAGUGGUGGGUGCAUAAUUGAGCAAGGCUCCCACAGUGAGCUAAUGGAGAAGAAUGGGCAUUAUGCACAAAUGGCAAAGCUCCAGAGGCAAUUCAGCUGUGCUGAUCAAGAUCAGAGUUUCGCCCCGUCUUCGAAUGCAGGUAGACAAAGCACAGAAAAAUCAAGCCCUGCAGUUUUAGCAUCAUCCCCUUUGCUCAUCGAGACCGCCCAGAAAGUGCCAACUGAUCAUCAUCAUCAACCAUCCCCCUCCUUUUCGAGGCUCCUCGGGCUAAACCUAACCGAGUGGAAACAAGGCCUGAUAGGCAGCAUUUCAGCUAUUGCAUUCGGGGCAGUGCAGCCUACAUAUGCAUUAACCAUAGGAGGGAUGAUUUCGGCCUUUUUCUCCCCGAGCCACGAGGAAAUGCAAGCCAGGAUCCAGAAAUUCUGCCUCGUUUUCGCCCUUCUCUGCCUUCUCUCCAUCACUCUCAACCUCUGCCAGCACUACUGCUUUGCCUACAUGGGGGAGCACCUCACGAGACGGAUCCGUUUGAGAAUGCUGGAGAAAAUCUUGACAUUCGAAACAGCAUGGUUCGACGAGGAACACAACUCGAGUGGAGCCUUGUGUGCCCGGCUCAGCAACGAGGCAGCCAUGGUUAAAUCCCUGGUAGCGGACAGACUCUCCCUGCUAGUCCAGGCUGCAUCAUCGGUCACAAUCGCCAUGGUAAUGGGGCUAGUCGUAGCAUGGAAGCUAGCACUCGUCAUGAUAGCCGUGCAGCCCCUCACAAUCCUUUGCUUCUACACCCGAAAAGUCCUGCUCUCCACCAUCACAACCAAGUUUGUGAAGGCUCAAAACAGCAGCACACAGAUCGCAGUGGAGGCGGUGUAUAACCACAGGAUUGUGACGUCGUUCGGGAGCAUAAACAAGGUGCUUGACAUCUUCGAUAAUGCUCAGGAUGAGCCGAGGAAAGAGGCACAGAAGAAAUCUUGGUUGGCUGGAAUUGGGAUUGGAUCAGCUCAAGGUCUGACCUUUAUGUGUUGGGCAUUGGAUUUCUGGUAUGGUGGGAAGCUAGUGAGCAAUGGAGAGAUUUCAUCUGGAGAUGUUUUCAAGACCUUCUUUAUAUUGGUCAGCACAGGGAAAGUCAUAGCUGAUGCUGGAAGUAUGACUUCUGAUUUAGCUAAAGGAUCAGCCGCUGUGGCCUCCAUUUUCGCCAUUCUUGACAGACCAUCCAUAAUUACUAGCCCCUACAAUGGAAAGGUUGACAAUGGUGGAACAAACCUGGAAAAGCUAUCAGGGAAGAUAGAGAUCAAGAAAGUGAAUUUCGCAUAUCCAAGCCGGCCUGAGACGCCAAUACUGCGAGAGUUUUGUCUGGAAGUGAAAGCAGGUUCGAGCAUUGGCCUGGUGGGGAAAAGUGGGAGCGGAAAGUCCACCAUUGUUGCUUUGAUCGAGAGAUUUUACGACGUGGAUGGAGGGUCUAUCAGAGUAGAUGGGGUGGACGUCAGGUCCUUCGAUAUUGGGUGGUAUAGACGACAAAUGGCACUGGUCAGCCAGGAGCCGGUCAUAUAUUCCGGCACAAUCAGGGACAACAUAUUGUUCGGAAAGCUUGAUGCUUCAGAAAAUGAGAUUAUUGAAGCUGCCAAGGCUGCAAAUGCACACCAAUUCAUCUCAUCGUUGAAAAAGGGAUACGACACCGAAUGCGGUGAAAGAGGGGUUCAACUCUCGGGCGGGCAAAAGCAAAGAAUUGCCAUUGCUAGAGCAAUCAUCAGGAACCCAACCAUAUUGCUCUUGGACGAAGCCACAAGUGCACUAGACGUGGAAUCAGAGCAAGUAGUGCAAGAAGCUUUAGACGGGAUAAUGAUCGGGCGGACGACAAUGGUGGUGGCGCACAGGCUUAACACCAUCAAGAACCUGGACUCCAUCGCCCUGGUUUCAGAGGGAAAGGUUGUGGAACAUGGAACUUAUUCCCAGCUCAAGAACAAGCGUGGCCAGUUUUUCAACCUUGUCAACCUUCAAAAUAAUUAGGAUUUUUGCACCAAUUCAAGUUCCAUGCCUACCUCUACAAUAAUGUCGUCUUAUAAUGUAAAAUUUCUUAACCUUAUAUUAUUACUAUUAUAUAAUGUAGGAAAUCAAUCUUAUAAAUAUGAAAAAAUGUCAAAUGCCAGUGCAUGCU
Molecule: messenger RNA, 3939 nt
Organism: Ipomoea nil (Japanese morning glory)
Lineage: Eukaryota; Viridiplantae; Streptophyta; Magnoliopsida; Solanales; Convolvulaceae
Product: putative ABC transporter B family member 8
Exons: 9
Coding region: 66-3791 (1241 amino acids)
Biological process (GO): transmembrane transport
Cellular component (GO): membrane
Molecular function (GO): ABC-type transporter activity; ATP hydrolysis activity; ATP binding
Source: RefSeq, a predicted model, not a curated record